Messenger RNA from Dipodomys ordii (Ord's kangaroo rat), 900 nucleotides. Its product is annotated as zinc finger protein 503. Lineage: Eukaryota; Metazoa; Chordata; Mammalia; Rodentia; Heteromyidae. Gene Ontology annotation, biological process: negative regulation of DNA-templated transcription. Gene Ontology annotation, cellular component: nucleus. The annotation marks the transcript as partial. The transcript has a single exon. The record is from RefSeq and is a predicted model, not a curated record.
ACUCCACAGCUCGAUGCCAAGAAGAGCCCACUGGCGCUGCUGGCGCAGACAUGCUCGCAGAUAGGGAAGCCCGACCCCUCGCCCUCUUCCAAACUCUCCUCGGUCGCCAACAACGGGGGCGGCGCGGGUGGUGCUGGCGGCGGCGCUGGGGGCGACAAGGACGCCAAGUCGGGCCCCCUGAAGCUGAGCGACAUCGGCGUGGAGGACAAGUCGAGUUUCAAGCCGUACUCCAAACCUGGCUCGGAUAAGAAGGAGCCGGGAGGCGGCGGUGGAGGUGGAGGCGGCGGGGGCGGCGGCGGGGGUGUUUCGGCCGAGAAGUCGGGAUUCCGGGUACCGAGCGCCACCUGCCAGCCAUUCACGCCCAGGACAGGCAGCCCCAGCUCUAGCGCCUCGGCCUGUUCUCCAGGAGGCAUGCUGCCCUCGGCCGGGGGCGGCCCCGAGGGCAAGGAUGACAAGAAAGACCCAGACGCGGGCGGUGGCGGCGGCAGCAAGGGCGCCGGGGGCGCCUCGGCCGAAGGGGGACCCACGGGGCUGGCGCACGGCCGGAUUAGCUGCGGUGGCGGAAUUAACGUGGACGUGAACCAGCACCCAGAUGGGGGGCCCGGGGGCAAAACUCUAGGCUCGGAUUGUGGUAGCUCCUCCGGCUCCAGCUCCGGUUCGGGCCCCAGUGCGCCCACCUCGUCCUCGGUGCUGGGCUCUGGGCUGGUGGCUCCGGUGUCUCCCUACAAGCCCGGCCAGACAGUGUUCCCGCUGCCUCCCGCGGGCAUGACCUACCCUGGCAGCCUGGCCGGGGCCUACGCCGGCUACCCGCCCCAGUUCCUGCCCCACGGCGUGGCGCUCGACCCCACCAAGCCCGGCAGCCUGGUCGGGGCCCAGCUGGCGGCAGCCGCGGCCGGCUCC